CUCAGCCUCGGGUAUUUCCGGGCGGUAGCGCGGUGGUUACUGUGUAACUGUGGAUCCGAGUCUCAAUGGAGAGUCGGCCGCCUCCGGCCAAGAAGUUCAAAACAUCGCAACCUGUGUGUGGUCAAAGGCGGAAUAAUGCACUUUUGCAGGAGAUGGAGAUCGAUCAACAGCGGAGAGAACUGCCCAUUUACCGGGCUCGGGGAAAACUCCUUGGACAACUGCGGCAGCUGGACACGGCGGUGAUUAUAGGUGAGACAGGUUCUGGGAAGACGACACAGAUUCCACAGUAUCUGUAUGAAGCUAGCAUCGGGCGACAGGGUAUCAUUGGCAUCACGCAGCCCCGACGUGUGGCAGCAAUAUCACUUGCAGCUAGAGUUUCAGAAGAAAAGAAAACCGAGUUAGGCACAUUGAUUGGAUACACUGUCCGUUUUGAAGAUCUCACCUCUGACAAGAGUAAAAUCAAGUUCUUAACUGAUGGGAUGCUGCUUCGAGAGGCUAUUGGUGACCCACUCCUUCGCAGGUACAGUGUGGUAAUUCUGGAUGAAGCCCAUGAAAGGACUGUUCACACUGAUGUUCUCUUUGGCAUUGUGAAAGCUGCACAGAAAAAACGGAAGGAACUCAGCAAAAUGCCGCUGAAAGUACUUGUCAUGUCUGCCACAAUGGAUGUUGAUCUCUUCUCUCAGUACUUUGACAGAGCACCUGUUUUGUAUCUGGAGGGGAGGCAGCAUUCCAUUCAGGUCUUCUACACAAAGGAAUCCCAGAGUGACUAUCUCCAUGCUUCUUUAGUAUCAAUCUUUCAGAUCCACCAGGAAGCACCACCUUCUCACAACGUUCUCGUUUUUCUGACUGGUCAAGAGGAAAUUGAGGCCAUGAGUCGAACAUGCAGGGAAAUUGCCAAGCACCUUCCACAAGGCUGUGCGCAGAUGUCAGUAUUCCCUCUGUAUGCAUCACUCCCUCACCUGCAGCAGCUUCGAGUCUUUCAACUGGGACAGAAGGGCUGCCGUAAAGUGAUUCUUUCCACAAACAUCGCAGAAACAUCGAUCACCAUUCCAGGCAUCAAAUACGUUGUGGAUACAGGCAUGGUGAAAGCCAAGCGCUACACCCCUGAGAGUGGGUUAGAGGUCCUUGCUGUGCAGAAAGUUUCAAAAGCCCAAGCAUGGCAGCGAGCUGGGCGGGCUGGACGGCAGCAGGCGGGAAUCUGUUACCGACUGUAUACUGAGGAAGAGUUUGAGAAAUUCCUCAACGUGACCGUACCAGAGAUACAGAGAUGUAAUCUGGCGAGUGUGAUGCUUCAGCUGCUGGCCCUUCGGAUACCCAACAUCUUGACAUUUGACUUUAUGUCAAAACCAUCUCCAGAUGCAGUGCGGGCAGCUAUUGAACAGCUUGGGCUACUGGGUGCAAUCGAGUGCAAAGACAGCCAGAUCAUUCUGACACAACUGGGCAAGAAAAUGGCAGCAUUCCCUCUGGAACCCAGAUUUUCCAAGGCUGUCCUGCUGUCUCCAGAGUUUCAGUGUUCUGAAGAGAUCUUGACCAUUGUUUCAUUGCUUUCUGUGGACAGUGUCCUGUACAAUCCACACACUAAACGGGAAGAAGCUCACUGUGUGAGAAAGAGAUUCAUCUCAAGCGAGGGAGAUCACAUGACCCUACUGAACAUAUAUCAGGCUUUUAAGAAUGUAGGAGGACAUAAGGAAUGGUGUAGAGAGAACUUCGUGAAUGGCCGAAACAUGGCAAUGGUAACAGAAGUUAGAUGUCAACUGCGUGACAUUUGUGCAAAGUUUGGAAUUCGUUUGGAGUCUUCUCGUUCAAACACCAGCAAUAUCCGCCAGUGCUUGGCUCACGCUCUGUUUCUGAAUGCUGCAGAACUGCAGCUGGAUGGGACAUAUGCAACCCUGGACACCCGGCAGCCUGUAGCUAUCCACCCCUCCUCAGUCCUCUUCAACUGCAAACCUUCCUAUAUUUUGUACAAUGAAUUAUUGCACACAUCCAAAUGCUACAUACGGGACUUGUGUGUAGUAGAUCCUGAAUGGCUUUAUGAGGCAGCCCCAGAAUAUUUUGGCAGAAAGUUAAAAGGUGUAAACAGCUAAUGCAUCGGAAAUAAUGACAGCUCCCAGUUUGUCUUUUGUAGAUGGGUGCAUCGUUGGUUUUCAGUAGACAAAUAACCACAUGAUUUUGCACUAAAAUAUCAGUCUUUUUAUAUUACUUGCAGAGUAGUUCAUAUAUGAAUCAACAAAAUAUAAUGUAUUAUUGGCCUUUUCUGAUACAGCACCAGGAGAAGAAAUGGACUGACCAACCGUAUUAACUCUCUUAUUUUCUACUAUCACGUGUUUUUGUUGUCAGUCAAUGGUGGAGUCAUGAAAUUAGGUUUUAAUAUUGUUUUUACACAGCUGGAAAGAAUUUAAUAAGUCAUCUUUUUUUUUAUCAUUUCCUUAAACUGAGAGAUCUCUGGGAAAUUCAGAAGUGCAUGAGGAUCUGUCCAUGUAGUUUGCUUGGGGCAUGCUUUGUCUGCACAGUGCAGUUAGGGGCGUGCGUGUGUUUGUAGUUUAGCCACUUUUAUGUUCAUACCUUUGUAAUUGCUUUCAUUUAAGUUUAAAACAGUAGAUUCAGACCCAGAGUCUCAUGUUCAAACUGAAUAUAAAAUUCACACGCUCUGAUCACAUUUCCUUUGAGGAUUCUUUAGCAGUGUAUAAAAAUAAGUAAUUUGCUGCAAUUCAUUAAUUUCUGUCUUAAAGCCAUUUCUUUUCCAGGCCAAGUCAGUAUUCUUUCCAUUCAUGUGAGCCUAAAUUUUUUUGACCAUUCUUUUCAUGUGGAGUUUUGUCAGUUAGAUUAUUUAAAUAUGAGCCUUAAUUGCUAUCUGAGCAAAUAGGAUGGGCAAUAAAUGUGACCUGGUCAGUGACACCCACAGUUUGUCAAUGAACCAAAAAAAGUGCCUUUUUUUUUCCACCUGAUUAUUAUUUCUUAAAGCCUACCCACCACUUAUAAUAGACUGACCAGCUUUUAAUUUUUGAGCAAGGUUCCUUCAUGAAUAGGAGAAAGUGAGGUCUGCAGAUGCUGGAGAUCAGAGCUGAAAAUGUGUUGCUGGAAAAGCGCAG
Chiloscyllium plagiosum (whitespotted bambooshark) is the source of this 3089-nucleotide messenger RNA. RefSeq names its product DEAH (Asp-Glu-Ala-His) box polypeptide 33 (gene dhx33). Gene Ontology annotation, biological process: positive regulation of transcription by RNA polymerase I. Gene Ontology annotation, molecular function: helicase activity; ATP binding; double-stranded RNA binding. Lineage: Eukaryota; Metazoa; Chordata; Chondrichthyes; Orectolobiformes; Hemiscylliidae. Gene Ontology annotation, cellular component: intracellular anatomical structure; nucleolus. The record is from RefSeq and is a predicted model, not a curated record.